GCCAGCAUAACUGCAGGCAUGUUCAGUGGGAUGGAGUUGCUGUAGACCCACGCAGAAGCUAGACUCCUCAGAAACCAGUUCUUUUGUAAGCUGACAUGAAGUAGACAGACCCUCUGAAGUUUUGUGCAUGCUGUGCUUCUUCUCCUCCACCCCCCUUGCUGCAACAAGAAAAGCCUUUUCUUUUAACCUGGCUUCCUUUGAAGAAGUGACUCAGGCAGCUUCAUGGCCUCUCAAGAUCCUCAAGGACAAAUUAACAAAAUAUUUCAGGAUUAUCUUCCGGGUUCUCCAGACCUUCCUAGCCAAAGUAAACCUAUUGAACCUACAGAAGCCUGGAAACAUGUACAACCUCCUCACAGCUUGCCUCCUGGUCUGGAAUACCUGAGCCAGCUGGACCAGAUAAUCAUUCACCAGCAGGUGGAGCUUCUUGAAGUCAUACUUGGUACAGAGACCUGCAGCAAAUAUGAGAUAAAAAACCAUUUGGGACAAAGAGUUUACUUUGCAAUGGAAGAAAAUGGUUGCUUUGAUCGUAACUUCUGUUCACCUAUACGAUCUUUCACGAUAAGGAUUACUGAUAACACCGGUCGAGAGGUGAUCACAGUGAAUAGACCCUUGAGAUGUAACAGCUGCUGGUUCCCUUGCUACAUGCAAGAGUUAGAAGUUCAGUCCCCUCCUGGUACAAUAGUCGGCUACGUUGUCCAGAACUGGGACCCUCUGCUGCCUAAAUUCACUAUACUGAAUGAGAGCAAAGAAGAUGUAUUGAAAAUAAUUGGCCCCUAUGCAACGUGCAGCUGUUUUGGAGAUGUAGACUUUGAGGUAAAAACUCUUAAUGAAAUGUCAACAGUUGGCAAGAUUUCCAAAUAUUGGUCUGGGUUUGUAAACGAUGUUUUUACCAAUGCUGCUAACUUUGGGAUCCAGGUUCCUGUAGAUCUUGACGUGAAAAUCAAGGCUAUAAUGAUUGGAGCUUGUUUCCUCAUAGAUUUAAUGUUCUUUGAGAACUCAUUGGAUGGAUUAUAACAAGCAAGAUGACAGAAACAAUAAAAUAUGCAGAAUGUGUUUCAGGUCUUCUAUUGCAUCCAUCACCAUGACAUCUGAGUGCCACCAGGCUCUGAUCCUGCAAGCUGACCCACACAAAGUGGUCCAGCAAUAUAAUGCAAGAUUGAAGCCUUACAGCCUGAUUCAAAGCCCAUUGAAGUCAACAGAAGUCUUUCCUUUAACUUUAAAUUAGGCCAUUUGUGUUAUUUGGAUAGACAAGUAUCUAAAAUAAUGUCAGCAAUAUAGCUCUCUGGAAUAGAAUGCCCAUGUCUUUCAAGUGUUGUGCAAUGCUGUUCAUGCUCUACAUAUAAAACGAGUGGCACUCAGGAAGUUAAACAGACA
Gopherus flavomarginatus (Mexican gopher tortoise) is the source of this 1374-nucleotide messenger RNA. RefSeq names its product phospholipid scramblase family member 5 (gene PLSCR5). Gene Ontology annotation, molecular function: phospholipid scramblase activity. The transcript has 9 exons. Gene Ontology annotation, cellular component: plasma membrane. NCBI's taxonomy places the organism in Eukaryota, Metazoa, Chordata, Testudines, Testudinidae. The coding region runs from base 223 to 1014 and encodes 263 amino acids. Gene Ontology annotation, biological process: plasma membrane phospholipid scrambling. The record is from RefSeq and is a predicted model, not a curated record.